This is a messenger RNA of Gloeophyllum trabeum ATCC 11539, 2004 nucleotides long. RefSeq lists its product as uncharacterized. The record is from RefSeq and is a predicted model, not a curated record. Gene Ontology annotation, biological process: ribosome biogenesis; maturation of LSU-rRNA from tricistronic rRNA transcript (SSU-rRNA, 5.8S rRNA, LSU-rRNA). The transcript has 5 exons. NCBI's taxonomy places the organism in Eukaryota, Fungi, Basidiomycota, Agaricomycetes, Gloeophyllales, Gloeophyllaceae. Bases 26 to 1903 code for a protein of 625 amino acids. Gene Ontology annotation, cellular component: nucleolus; PeBoW complex. Gene Ontology annotation, molecular function: RNA binding.
UUCUAACCCGGACCCGCUGCACACUAUGGGACGCUUGAGGCAGAAAGGCAAGGCAGGGGCGGCCAAGGCCUACAUGACUCGUUCUCAAGCCAUCAAAAAGUUGCAGUGUUCACUGGCCGAUUUCAGAAGGUUAUGCAUACUGAAAGGCAUAUUCCCUCGGGAGCCAAAGAAUAAGAAACGUGCCAAUAAAGGCUCGUCUGCUCCGACGACCUUCUACUACGCAAAAGAUAUUGCGUAUAUCGCACACGAGCCAGUCUUGAAGAAGCUUCGGGAGCACAAAGCGUUUGCUAAGAGGUUGUCCCGGGCUUUAGGUCGAGGCGAAUGGAGCAGCGCCAAGAGUCUGGAGGAGAAUAAGCCAGUGUAUCGUUUGGACCACAUUAUCAAGGAGAGAUAUCCCACCUUCAUUGAUGCCGUUAGAGACAUAGACGAUGCUCUGUGCAUGAUAUUUCUUUUCGCCUCAUUACCGUCGACUUCCCGUGUACCGCCCUCUCUGAUCGAAAAUUGUGCACGCCUGGCGGCGGAAUGGCAGUUGUACAUCAUGCACACGAGGUCUCUGCGCAAGGUCUUUUUUUCAAUCAAAGGCGUGUACUAUCAGGCAGAAGUUAUGGACCAGACUGUGACAUGGCUUGUGCCAUAUCAAUUCACGCAAAACAUACCACCAGACGUGGACGUUCGCGUUAUGCUGACGUUCCUUGAACUGUAUCAGACAUUGCUAGGCUUCGUGUUUUUCAAGCUCUACACCGACGUCGGUCUCGUUUACCCUCCACCCUUGGACAUGAAGAAGGACGAGGGGGCCGCCGGACUUGGCGCCUUUAGCCUACAGGAUGCCAACCGAGCGACACUACAGCUUUCCAUCAAAGAAGUUGAUGUCAAUGGCAAAACGAUAUCUAGUCGGGAUGUCCGGCAAACAAUCAAGAGCAUUGCCGCGUCGGGUUCUGCACCAACAGACGACGAUGCGCUUGUCAAUGCCACCGUUGAUACAGAUGCAGACGUAGCCGAUGAAGAUUUCGUCCCCCAUCCUUCAAAAAGUGACAACAAAGACGCGCAGGUUCUGCCUACCCUCAACGCCCUGGCCACGUUGCCUCGGCCAACUUCGGCGGACCUGUUCGCGCCGUACACAUUCUGGAUAUCGCGUGAAACAUCGCGCGGAAUCUUCGAAUUCCUGGUGCGGUCAUUCGGUGGGCGGAUAGGCUGGCCUGCUUCUUCAGGAAGUGGAUCGCCCUUCGAAGAGGACGAUGAAUCAAUCACUCAUGUCAUCAUUGAUCGGCCGGUCGUCGAUAGACCAGAAGAGACGCCAGAGCAGCGGGAACGGCGCAUGCGGCGCAAAUACAUCCAACCGCAGUGGAUUGCAGACUGCAUCAACGCCGGAAAGAUUCUGUUGGAAGAGCCUUAUGGUCAAGGCAAACCCCUACCUCCUCACUUGAGUCCUUUCGCUGAUCACGCGGACGCCUAUAAUCCGACGACAGUAUCCAGAAGCGAAGAUGCAGAAAUGGCGGAGGCGGAUAGUGACGAGGAAAGCGAAGCAAACGACCUGGGUGACGACACUGCUGAACCAGAAGCUGACAAACCCGAGGCGCCUGUUGCAAAGGUUACUUUGGAGGAUGUUGCAGACCCUGCUGUUUUGCGCGCCGCAGAACUGGCAGCGGAGGCCGCCGGAUUGGACUACGGGACAUUCGAAAAGGAUAUCACGAAAUUGCAGAAGAGGGCAAAGAACAAAGCUAACGCGGGAGCAACGGAGGGACAGGAGGAGGGUGAUAUGAACAAGAUGCUUAUGAGCAAUAAGCAGCGCAAGUUAUAUGAGAAGAUGAAGUAUGGUCAGAGGAAACGAGCAGCGGAGCGUGAAAAGUUGGAGGAGAGAAAGCGGACUUUGGACAAAGCUAAGAAGCGGAAAGAAAAGACAUGAUGUUUUCCUGCUUAUUUGUCAUAUAUGAUGUAUCGAUGGCUGCCUUUCGUUGCAUAACCCUAACCUGAGAUGACCCGUCCAAGGUGGCUUGAGCGUCGGCA